Saccoglossus kowalevskii is the source of this 825-nucleotide messenger RNA. Its product is annotated as D-beta-hydroxybutyrate dehydrogenase, mitochondrial-like. Gene Ontology annotation, cellular component: intracellular membrane-bounded organelle. Gene Ontology annotation, biological process: steroid metabolic process. Gene Ontology annotation, molecular function: oxidoreductase activity. The record is from RefSeq and is a predicted model, not a curated record. NCBI's taxonomy places the organism in Eukaryota, Metazoa, Hemichordata, Enteropneusta, Harrimaniidae.
AUGACACUAUCGACACCGAGACAGCUGGAAGCCUCCGCGAAAGCAAGGACCAAACUCGCUCUGAAAGGACAAAAACGAUUUCGGGACUGCUAUUUUGUUUUCAUGCUACUCCUUGUUUCGGCGGCGGCUUUGGUAAUAUACAUCGUAUCACCCGAGCUUGGUGGUUCGCGUUGGGCGAUUCUGUCUUCAGGUGCAUUUGGAUGGGUAUCUAUGUACCUGUUCUUGUGUAGAUAUUUCCCUCGUUUUACGUGGUACGGGUACGGUCCUGUAACGCCGAUCAAGAAAAGCAUCAUCGUUACCAAUGGCGACAGCGAGCUUGGAUAUUAUCUGGCGAAGGAACUUGAUAUGUGUAUGUUUUCGUCCAUCUUUGUUGGCUCAAAGCACCCAGAUAAAGGAUAUGUUAAACGAUUAGUUGACGAAUGUACAAAAAAAGUUGUGGUGAUUCCUUUGGACGUUACUUCUGACGAAUCGGUUGCCAAGGCGAUGGAGUUAAUAAAUGACUGUCUGGACCGCCGCAACAACGAAUUGUGGGGUGUCGUUAACAACGCUGCGGUCACGUCAUGGGGUGAAAUCGAAUGGCUUCCACUUGAAACGUACAAGAAUGUGGCCGAGGUUAAUGUGUACGGCGUAGUACGCGUUAUAAAAGCAGUGUUACCUCUUAUCAGACGAAUCCAAGGACGUAUUGUGAACGUCAAUGAUGUGCGUGGUCUGUCUUCAGUACCCGGAUGUGCAGCUUUCUCGAUGACGAAGUACGCCAUGGAAAGCUUCUCAGAUACGUUGAGAUAUGAAAUGAAACAAUGGGAUGUAAAGUAUUACUGGAAAUGA